Messenger RNA from Rotaria socialis, 1053 nucleotides. The record is from the annotation of a GenBank genome assembly. Lineage: Eukaryota; Metazoa; Rotifera; Eurotatoria; Philodinida; Philodinidae.
AUGCCACUAGCUCUUAUUGUACGUGAAAACAAGCAACUUGCCGUCGAGGAACUCGCACUACCUAAAUAUGGACCGAACGAUCUUCUGAUUAAAGUAACACACGUUGCACAAAAUCCAACUGAUUGGAAACAUGUUCAUUUCGGCUUUGCCAAGCCUGGUUCAAUUGUUGGCUGUGAUUUUGCUGGUGAAGUCGUGGAAGUUGGAAGAGAAGCAACAGGAAACUACACUAAAGGUGAACGUGUAGCCGGUUGUGUUCAUGGUGGUCUAGAUGCUUCAUUUGAUAUUCGUGGUGCUUAUUCAGAAUAUGUUGUACAGGAUGCAUCACUGGUUUUCCGCUAUCCAUCGACUUUAUCUUCAGAGUCAGCCGCUACAAUACCAUUAGCCAGUAUUACUGCAGCACUUGGUCUCUUUCAUGAAAUGAAUUUACCAUUUCCUCCUGCUACUUCUGGCAGUUCUAUUCUAGUUUGGGGUGGUAGCACAAGCGUCGGUCAAUAUGCUAUACAAUUGGCUAAAGCAGCUGGUUGCUUUGUUAUUGCAACUGCAUCGCCUGCUCGUCAUGCAUAUUUGAAAGAACUUGGUGCUGACGCCUGCUUCGAUUACAAGGAUUCGAAUGUUGUCUCACAAAUCAAAGAAGCAUCGAAAAAUAAUUUGGCUUACGCUAUCGACUGUAUUUCUGAAAAUGGUUCAACUGCAACAGUGUGUGCAACACUAACUGGUGCGAAUGCACAAGUUGUCACUGUUCUACCUGGUGUAUCAAAAGAAGUUCCAUCUCAUGUAACAGAACGUAGCGUCAUGAUGUAUACAAUUUUCGGACGUAAAAUGCACGUCUUCGGUCAAGAUCAUGAAGCCAAACCUGGGGAUAAGGCAUUUGCCGAGAAAUUUUACUUACAACUCUCAAAUAUCUUACUACCUCAGGGUCUUGUCAAGCCGAACAAAGCGACAAAAAUUACAGGUGGACUCAAUGGAGUUGAACAAGGAUUUCAAAUGAUGAUGGAGAAUAAAAUAGCUGCAGAAAAAUUGGUGUAUACAAUGGCCGAGACUACUAAACCAUAG